Molecule: messenger RNA, 2955 nt
Organism: Physcomitrium patens
Lineage: Eukaryota; Viridiplantae; Streptophyta; Bryopsida; Funariales; Funariaceae
Source: RefSeq, a predicted model, not a curated record
CGCUGAUGUAUGUACGUUUUAAAAGAGUGUUUCGAUAGACACCCAAAGCCCACUUCAUAUCAAACCGCACUCAUCACCCACUCAUGCACAACAAUAUGGGGCAGGCACCGUAACUCCAUUUGCCUUCUCCAUCACCAAUCGAGAGAGAGAGAGCCAUUGAUAGCACUCUCGUAGCCGACAGACAGACGCAAACGGCCGCGAAUGGCCGUGGGCAGUCGACGACGCGCGGGAGCGGGAUGUGUGGAUGCUUGCUUUCCACAAAGGCCAUGCAUGCCUCAUGGAAGAGAAAGCAAGCAACAUUCGGCGCUUCUCGCUUUCUCUUCAUUUCCUUGCCCCUUUUCGUCGGAUGGCAUUCAUUUUGGUCCAGAUCUUAGAAUUCGACCGUAGGACUUGUACCAAUUCCGUCUGUGUGGAAGGCAACUUAUCGUUAGAGCCGCGCAGGAGGUUGAUUAACUGGCAUGGGCGAUAACGCAGAGGGUUUUUAGGCAUGGGAUAUAAUGUUUUGCAAUUUUACAGCAUAAUGGUGCGAGUGUUUGGUGAUUGAUGUAAGAAUGGAGAGGUUCCCUGUGUUGAUGGAUUUGGAGGCUUGGAAAUGUUGUGCAAUGCGAAUACUGGUAUGUAGAAACGUCAAGAGUUUCAUAUGUACGUCGAUGGAGUACAUGGAAGGUGAGAGAGGUGGUCAUUAAGAAUUGGAAGAAGAAGAAGAAGAAGAAGAUGAGAAAGAAUUGAUGGAGCAGAAUGGCGUGGAGGUCAAGAUGGUAAAGCGAACAGGAGCGAAGGUGGCGUUGAUAUUCUUUGCAGUGCUCAUGUGGUGUGUAAACUGGAUACAGAAAGAUGAUAGCGGUUUGGCAAAUAUUGCGAGAUUGUGAAUGAGCAUGGCUAAACAUGAUGCGAGUAGUAGCAUAGAUGCUGUGGAAAAUGCUAUCGACGGCGAGGUUCAAAAUGCGAUGGAAACUGUCAGCGACUUCAUUCAUGUCGAUAAUGAAGGAGGUUUUAAGUCAAGCUUGGCUGCAUUGUUGAGACGGAUUCCAAAGAAAGCAUGGUUUCUCAUGGGGUUGGGCGUGGCCGGCAUAAUCGUCACCAAUGGGAAUAUUGGAAAUGUCAAGGGUCAUAGAAAGGUUCUCAAUAUCGGCUCCAGGAUAACCAACCUUUUUGCAAAAGGUGGAAAUAGACUGCGAAAAAAUCGUCAUCCUUCAAUAUGUCACUACGUCCAAUUGAAACCUGAUGUCUAUCACUUUGAAGAUGCUCUUUAUAAACGAAAGUUUUGUGCUCAGGAUUCAUUCGAUGUGGAAAAGAAGAUUACAGGUUUUGGUAGUCCAGAUUGGGAAAAUUCGCAUGAACCAGCUAUCAAAACGGCACCUGUCUUGGUAAAAUUGAGGAAGGCUGGCGCAACCUGCAUUGGCAAGACAAUCAUGGACGAAAUGGGUUUCUGCCUUUUAGGGGCAAACAGAUGGUUAGGAACACCGGAAAAUCCUUUUUCCACUUCUCGAAUUUGUGGAGGCUCUUCCAGUGGUGCAGCUGUUUCAGUGGGUAGCAAGGUUGUUGAUUUUGCUAUUGGAAUCGACACAGUGGGUGAUGUAAGAGUACCCGCUGCAUGUUGUGGAGUUUUGGGAUUCCGUUCUUCACACGGAGCCAUUUCGUUGGAGGGUACAAUUCCAGUGGCCUCCAGUUUCGAUGCCGUAGGUUGGUUCGCGAGAAAUGCCGGUUUGCUACGCCUAGUUGGCCGACAAUUAUGUCCUCAUGUAGUGAUGGAUGGCAAGGGCCCUAAGCGAUUUUACAUGGCGCAUGAUGUGUUCAAACUGUCAGCCGUAUCUCAUUUACGAACUGCAGAUGUGUUGGCCAGAUCAGUCCAACGAACUGUUGGACGUCAUACAUUAUGUAACCUCAACUUCAUCGAGUACCUAGAGGACCACGCUCCUGCAAUUCAAACUUUUAAGAAAGAACUAGAGCGCAUGGGUCUCGAUUCUUCCCAGUACACAGCUCUUGAUGUGCUUCGAGAGAGUAUGCUUUUGUUCCAGAGGCACGAGUUCAAAGGCAAUCAUGGAGAAUGGAUUGCUAAGGCGAAGCCAUAUCUAACGAGAACAGUUGAAUCACGAGUUCACAAAGCCGUGUUGUUGCCCGAUUCUGAAGCGCUUAGGGUCAUUGCAAUACAGGUGCGGGAGGAGAUAAGUUCCUUAAUGAACAACCUUCUCAAGAACGAUGCAAUUCUGGUGGUUCCUGCAUUACCUUCUUUACCACCAAAAUCGGCUGCAGUAUCUAAUGAAUUAGAAACUUUUGAGUAUAAAACACAAGCUCUUAUGAGCCUUUCUUCUUUGUCGAGGUGCUGUCAGGUAAUGGCAUCAAGAAUUGUAUUCAAAGCUGUAAGGGAGACCGAGGUGGUAAUUCCAGUGGGAAGGAAUGAAUUGCCUAUUUCAGUCUCACUGUUGGCGAGAAAUGGGGCAGACCUACUUUUAUUGGAAACAGUUAUGCUGCUCCACACAACAAUUCAACAGGAAGUUCUGGUGAUUACCAAUCCUAAUCUACCAAUUACAGCAUUUCUGGAAAUCAGAUGAAACUUCUCCAGAGCAGUAGCAGGCAAGAUGUCCCCAUACUUCUUUCGCCAUGUGCUACUUUGCAGUCUUUGUUUUAAGUGAAAAUAUCCUUCCAGUGUUGACGUCCAGCCGACAUUCGUUUUAUAUUUGUUUUACGUACAGAACGUGAUUGUCACAUCAUCACAUGCUACUUGUUCACAGUCAAUGUAAGACUGUAAAUUUUAUGCUUCACGUGCUGGUUCAUUCGUACUAUCUUUGAAAUCAGGCAUGCUUUCUAUAUGAUGGCUUAGUUACAUGUUAGGAAGUUAUUGUUGCCAUCUUUCUAUUCGACAAAACAAUCUAACUAGAAACAAUCGACUGUACAAAGAAAAAGCCAAUAUGGAAUUUCUGCACAAAUACGGAGCACACCAGUGUCUUCAAAUGU